Molecule: messenger RNA, 579 nt
Organism: Macadamia integrifolia
Lineage: Eukaryota; Viridiplantae; Streptophyta; Magnoliopsida; Proteales; Proteaceae
Exons: 1
Coding region: 1-579 (192 amino acids)
Source: RefSeq, a predicted model, not a curated record
AUGUCCAAGAGUGGCUAUAUCAUCACUUUCAAUGAUGAAGAUGCAAGGGGAAUUCAAUUCCCACAUGAUGACGCCAUGGUCAUAAACCUUCGAAUAGAAGCGUUCAAGGUAGAGAGGGUUCUGGUCGAUAAUGGCAGCUCGACUGACAUCAUGUUCUGGGAGGCAUUUCAGAGGAUAGAGAUAGAGGAAAAGUACCUGAAGCCAGUCACCACCCCGCUAUACAACUUCUCGGGAUCACCUGUUCACCGAAAAGGGAUGAUAAAAUUUCAGAUCUGCGCUAGUUCAGGUGAGUUGCAAAGAUCUGUUACGACUAAUUUUUUGGUGGUUGAUAUUCCUUUAGCAUACAUUGUCAUUCUGGGAAGACCAAGUCUCAACAACCUCAAAGCAGUGGUUUCCACUUAUGACCUCAAGAUGAAAUUCCCAACAGAAAGGGGAAUAGGAGAGUGCAGAGGCGACCAGCUUGAAUCGAGAAGAUGCUAUGUUAAUGCCCUCAAAGAAACCAAGAAUUCGAAGGACAUUCUCGUGUUGGAAGUUGACGACCAGAGGAAGGAGGUAGAAACCAAAAGAGGUGACCAGUAG